This is a messenger RNA of Klebsormidium nitens, 994 nucleotides long. The record is from the annotation of a GenBank genome assembly. NCBI's taxonomy places the organism in Eukaryota, Viridiplantae, Streptophyta, Klebsormidiophyceae, Klebsormidiales, Klebsormidiaceae.
AUGAUAUGCCCAAGCUGCUGUGAGCAAGCCAAGCAAUUGCAGUCUUCUCUGGCGGAGAAACUGCUGCCUCAGCCCAUCACCAUGGGGAGCACAGCGGGGGACACCUGGAUGCGGGAGUUUGAGGAUGCGAUGCGGCUGGCGGACGAGAUUAUGAGCAAGAUUCAGGAGGCCAGCGACCUGGCGCGUGCGGGGAAGGAUGCGUCACGCAGCGUGUCGUCCACACGGCGCAGCAUCACGCGCCUGAAUGCCAAGGCGGACCGGCUGGACGCACUGCUCAAGGAGGGGCCCGAGAAGGCGGGCGUGUCUGAGCGGGAGCUGUACCGGCGACAAGACAUGGUUGUAGGCAUCAGGUACCGGGCGAAGAGCCAGGCAGCCACGUUGACGCAGAUAGGGAACUCAGCCGACAGGGGGGCUCUGCUGCCCAGCAGUUCUCAGCCUGCUGAGACGGAUCGAACGGCCGGUCUGGAGAACCAGGGGAUUGUGGGCCUGCAGAAACAGAUUAUGAAGGAGCAAGACGAUCAGCUGGACGAGCUGGCGCAGACUGUGAGCAGCACGCACCACAUUGCGCUGGCGGUCAACGACGAGCUGGACCUGCACACGCAACUACUGGACGACAUCGACCGCGAUCUUGAUUCGACCAGGUCACGUGUGAAGAACGUGCGAGACAAACUCACGAGGUUGAGCAGGCAGUCAGGUCGCAGCUGCUCAUACGUCUGCUUGUUCCUGACGAUGAUUGGUAUCAUCAUCGUCCUGCUAGUGCUCAUGGACGUCUUGAAGUGGUUUUGAGUCUGAUAUAGCAAGCUCUCUGUGUUUGGAGUCAACAACAUGUAUUUUACACAUAGAACGUUCAUAGUUUUGCGACAAAUUUUAAUAGAACGGUCCCGUGAUAGAGCAAACGCGUUGACGAGGGGUGAUGGGUUGUUGCGCUCCACCUUUCAACUGAAAGUCCUUCUACAGAGCGUCCAUGUGUGGAAAGGUUUAACAAAAACUGACG